Messenger RNA from Pocillopora damicornis (cauliflower coral), 7184 nucleotides. RefSeq names its product cell adhesion molecule DSCAML1. Lineage: Eukaryota; Metazoa; Cnidaria; Anthozoa; Scleractinia; Pocilloporidae. The record is from RefSeq and is a predicted model, not a curated record. Gene Ontology annotation, biological process: cell-cell adhesion. Gene Ontology annotation, molecular function: protein binding.
AGGAAAAAAGUCGUAUGCUAAUCUAUGGUAAUAGAGAUGACUUCAAGCCAAAAGAAUGCAGUCUUUUUUUAGAAUCUAAAUUCGCAUAUUUUUAUGGGAAAAGAAACAUUACAUUUACCAAGAUCUCUGUAAGUGGAAGUUACGGUUGCUUCCUUCGGGGAACCAGAUUCUUCGGUAAGAGCUUGAGCUAUUGGCUAAGGCAGAAAGCUAUCACUCAUCAACCAAUGAAAUCACAAGAAAGCGACAACAGCCGGCCUUGUUAUUGUUUCCAUGAAUGACUCACGUGUAUAUCUGACAAAUUAUUGUCACUAGCGAUGACGAGUGCUAACGUACCCGACAGGAAUCUUUUCGCGGGCUACCCACGUGCUUGCCGACUCAGUUCACCUGUAUAAACCAACCUCGCGGACCAUAUCUUCAAAAUCAGGAGCAGCCACCCCAAGAUGCUUUCAACUGUAAAAGGCAAAUUGUCGUGAGGAGCGGUUUGGCCGAUCGUGAUUCAAUCGUACAAAUCGAAAACACGAACGCGCUAACGAGGAAACUUGAAAUGGCUUUCUGUGUGAAACGGAGGAAUUCUACUAUUCAAUUCGCAAUCUUUGGCCGGGUUUUCCUUACGCGCGGCAAGAUUUGAAAAAUUUAGAAAUAUGUUGACCGCCAGAGUGUUUUUCUUUGCUCUGUUGGGGAGUGUCGUACAAAGAGGGAAGCUUGCGAAAGCAGAUGAAAUUCCUUGGGCAUUGCGUUUCUUGGAAGAGCCAGCGGAUACACAAUUUGCGCACACUCGGUCAGCAAUACUGAAUUGUAAAGUGGAAGACAGACCGAAGGCUACGAUCACAUGGCAAAUUGCACGCACAGGUUACCCAAUAAACAAAAACAUCACAGGAGUACGACACAUCUUGCCGAACGGAUCCUUGUACUUUCCCGCCUUCGCCGUAGACAAAUUUACAGCAUCAGUACACAACACUGACUAUCAAUGUAAUGCAACAAACAGUGUUGGAACGUUAAUCAGCCGCAUAGCUAAGCUACGGGCAGUAAUAACCCAACCAUUCAAGGUGUAUGCACAAGACAACUUCGUUAUUCGCGGAAAUACAGCCGUUAUGAAAAGCGUGAUCCCAGAGCACGUACGUGAUUAUGUGCGUGUUCUGUCAUGGCAUAUUAAACGUGACGUGAUCACGCUUGGAGGCAAAUAUUCUUUGAUGCCAUCUGGGGAUUUAAUCAUUACCAACGUGGACGAAAGUGAAGCAAAGGACAAGACCUAUUACUAUACAGCAGUGAAUGUUCUGACAGGAGAGAAGCAUUAUAGCAACCCAGCUAAAAUAUUUUUAAAAGACCAACAAGAAACUCCUCCCAGGGUACUGACCAAACCCUUCAACAUUACGAUACAGGAGGGAGACACAAGUAAGUUACAGUGCGUGGCGGAAGGAUUCCCGAUACCUGCAGUGGAGGACUACAGCUGGAGGAAGGAUGGGGUCGUCAUUCAGAUGGGACACCGCUUUUCAAGAUUUGCCGGUGGAAGCCUGAAGAUUAAGCCCACGCAGUUUCAAGAUCAAGGGUUGUAUGAGUGCACUGUAAAAAACUCCAAAGGGAACAACACCUUGUAUGUGUAUCUUACUGUGCUUGUUCCCCUCAAGUAUCUUGUUCGCCCUCAAAGAAAGGUUGCGCCAGUGUUAUCUUCAAAUACGGGCACCAAAAUGGAAUGUGACGUCACUGGACAACCAAAACCUAACAUCACGUGGCUUCAGAAUGGCAAAAUAUUUCCCGGCGAUGAGCGAAUCACAGUUGAGCCGAAAAAACUCGUUUUCGCUGUGAUGUACAGCAAGGAUGUUGGUGUGUACCAGUGCAUCGCGGACAACGGUCUGGAAUUAGUACAGAGCAGCGCUGUGCUUAUUACUGGGGAACGCAAUCCAUCAAUCAGAACAAGUGCCGAUCGAGUUGUUCUAAAUCGAGGAGAAAAGCUCCAUAUAUGGUGCAAGGCCUUCAGUCAAUCCAGGCCGGUAGUCACGUGGUACCUUGAUAAUGUGAAGUUACACGAAGAGGACGGAUAUUCUAUGAGGCAAGAACUGGAGGUUGGGGGAACUAACGGAGAUGAAGGCACAAAGAGCACCCUAAGGGCAGACAGAUUGGACGUGAGAAGGACUGGUGAAUACAGAUGUGAGGCUUGCAAUACCGGCAACUGUACAGCAAAUGUUAUUGAGGUCUUUAUUGACGGUACAACAAACAUCACUUCAUUACCACCCGUUGUCAACGCAACCGUUGGUCACUCUCUUCAGCUGCCGUGUGUAGCGAAAGGUUACCCAGUCCCUACCGUCACGUGGUCCAAAGACGGCGUUCGCAUUCCGUUUGACCAUCUGCAGUCAGUGUCAAGUGACAAUACAUUUCACAUCUCUAAGGUUCAAAAAGAAGACGCAGGUCGGUACAAGUGCACAGCGGUCAACAGGAAUAAUAUCGGAGACGAGGGUUUUGUGGAUGUUACUGUUUUUGAACUUCCAAAUCCAAAAGUAGCGUUCUUACACGAGUGGUUGGAAGGACAAAGUGGUACCCUAUCAUGUUCAUCCAUCAUACAUGAUGGGUCAUUAAAUCUUCGCUGGCAGAAAGACGGAAAAGACGUUGUUGCCGUGGCCGACACUAUUAGUAUAAAUUAUUUAAUCAAUUUGGGCAUGAGCUUUUUGCAAUUAAAACGUCUAACUGCGGCGGACUCAGGCGAAUAUAAGUGCGUGGCGAGUAACAUAGCUGGGACAGCAAGCGUGUCUCAAGAAAUGGUCGUAUAUGUGCCACCAUCCAUCCCUCAGCAAAAUCCAAUCACUCAACAAAUCCUCAAAACUUACACAACUUACUUGACAUGCGUGACAUCCGGGACACCUCCUCCGCGCAUUGAUUGGUACAAGUUUGAGUCAGUUGGCGGCAAAUUCGUCCCAGUCCAGAUGGAAAACCCUCGUUUUCGGAAAAUGUUGAAUGGAACUUUGGUCAUAAGGGACGUGAGGGGCGACGACGACGGAACGUAUUCCUGUGCGGCGUACAAUGCAGUCUUUGAUGACAGGCCUAGCAGUCAAGUGCGACUAAUAGUUCAUGCAGUGCCAGCCACUGUUGUUACUGCGCCUGCAAAUACAGCGGCCAAGGUCUCCGAUGACGUCAAGAUAACGUGUGUGGCAGUAGGGAACUUACCGAUUCAGUUAGCUUGGUUUAAUGGUAGCAGGAAAAUGCGUAACAACUCCAGAGUUACAAUAAAAAGUUCCGUGGAAAAAGAAUAUUACCGAGUUAACGGUUCGCUUCAUAUCCAGAAGCUGUUGCUUCAGGAUACCAAACAGUAUUCAUGCAUAGUCACAAACGAGUUUGGAAGUGACACCAAGCCGUUUCAAAUCACAGUUCAACAGGAACCAUCUCCUCCCUCAAUGCCAGUCGUCAAGGAAACGGAAGCAACAUCCAUAUACUUGACUUGGAGCCCAGGCUUCGAUGGGAACGCACCGAUCAUUCAGUACAUAGUGGAGUUUAAACUGCGCACGAGAGGCUGGGACGAGAGUAAAAGGAGAGUAGCAAGACAGUCUAAUGGUCUCCAAGUUGACGGACUGCGGCCAGCUUCUGAGUACGAACUUCGGGUGUACGCUGAAAAUAAACUGGGAAAAAGUGAUGCGAGCCAUUAUACAACUCGCAAGACCCUUGAAGCGGCUCCAUCACAGGCACCAAAGCUUAAGAAUGUCACUGCUGUUUCAUCCAAAGAGAUUUACGUUGCGUGGGAGCCUCCUCCUGUUUCCAGCAGAAAUGGUGUGCUCCGAGGUUACUUUGUUCUGUACAGAGAGGACAAUAAGUUUUAUCGAGGCAAAAACUUAACUGUGAGGGGUGGGGAAAGAAGGAAUUACCUUAUCAGAAAUCUUAAACCUUAUAAGAUAUACAUCAUAGAGAUUCAGGCAUUUACCCGAGCGGGAGUGAGUCCGAGAAGGAAAGAGACGAAAAAAGUUCAAACACAUGAGGAUGUCCCCAGUCAGCCUCCUCAGUCAGUCAUGAUCAGAGUUCUUAGCUCGCAAAGCAUGGAGGUUAAGUGGAAAGAACCACCCAAGAACACUAUAAACGGGCAGUUACGUGGUCACCGAGUGUACUACUACAGCACAAAGAACCCAAAGCAAGUGUUCGACAGAACUGUGACCAGACCCAAUGGAUUGAAUGGACAGUGGAACGUCACUCUAACACGAUUGCACAAGUUUACAACAUACAAGAUCCAAGUGGCGGCGUUUACUCGCAUAGGGACUGGUAUCAAGAGCCUUCCACGAACUGGAACGACGCUAGAAGAUAUCCCAGGACCUCCAAGUAAUGUUCAGGCCAUCCCAGUUUUCAAGCAAACAAUCCGUGUACUCUGGGAUCCCCCGUUGGAACCUAAUGGCAUCAUAAGAGAGUAUCGACUCUAUUACAGAAAGAGUAUCGCAGACUUUCUUCUUACUGACCCCACUGAACAUGUGUUAAGUGGAAAUAUGACGUCAAAAUAUCUACCUCAGUUAGAGUCUGAAACCGAGUAUAGUUUUUGGGUGAAAGCAAGCACUUCCAUCGGAGUUGGAGGCAAUUCAACGGUAGUCAGGCAAAUGACACAAGAAUCAAUUCCAGCCAACAUCUUUUACGACAAUUUACCUGUGACCCUUGCGACUAGAUCAACAUCCGCCAUCUUGGAAUGCGAAGCUUAUGGUUACCCUAAGCCCUCGGUGAUGUGGUACAGCAGUGGUCGUGAGCUUACAGACACUACGAAAUACCGUCUGCUGACAAACGGCUCUUUAGAGAUCAUAAGCGUCAGAGAAGCUGACGCUGGGGAUUAUGAGUGCACGGCAAGUAACAAACUGGGAAUAAAAACAGUCAUCAGGAAGCUCAAAGUGAAAACAACGCCAUCACCACCGAAAGUGAUAGAAUUCAAAAUUCUCAUAAAUAGUACCGCUCUGAACAUCACCUGGCGCGGAUGGAAUGAUGGGAACAGCCUCGUAACUAUGUUCAUCCUUGAAUAUAAAGCUAAGAGCGAAAAGUGGGAAGCUCAGUUCAUCAGUAACAUUAACUACUACCUGUUGUACAAUGUGGAUUUCAACAAAGUUUACUACUUUAGGAUCUCUGCGCUAAACGCAGUAGGACAAGGGACACCAAGUGCAGUGCGUAAGGUUGUAUUUAGGGAUGGAAACACCCUCAUUGUCACCCUGGAGGAAGCGGGAAACACCGAAGUACCGACCAAUAAAAGAACUAAGUUUUAUCGGAAUCCAGUGUUCUUUGGAGUGUUGAUCGGUGUCGGAGCUCUCAUAGUCGUCGUUAUCGUGUGUCUAUUGCUGGUCGGCUUCAGAGGAGGACGCAUUGAACUCGACAAAUUUCACGAUUGGAGGAAAUACUGGAAAGGGAAAAUAUUUCGUGAGCAACUUCCGGUCGACCAAGAGGAUUACGAUCAAAGGCGAAGCAAUCCUGAGCAGUCAGAAGGUAGUCCUGCAAGUAAUGGUAACAUGGCAGAUUCUUCUUCUUCCUUAGACCCAAUGCGGUCCACACACGGCUCUGAGAUCAGUCUCCCAACCAACACGCUCCGCAAUCAUUUUGCUCAGGAGACCAUAAUGGAAGAGGACUACCCACCCCCUCCUCCUCCCUAUCACUCAGGGACACCAGGACAGGCCCCACCAAAUGAAGGCAGCUUUAGUGACACUUCUUCAGAAGGAAACUUUAAUAAUCCAGUUUACCACCGACCCAUUCUCCAUGACACCGAUUCAGCUGCUCGCGCGCGACGUUUUGCCGAUGCAAGCGAUCAUGGCAUGUAUCCCACUUUCUUCACCACGCAGAGAUCGCUGAACGGAACGCCAGGAAUCGGGGUCUUAGGAUUCCGCGGGCAUGCCGACGGAGGGUCUGAACUAGAUACCACCAGCAUAUCACGGACAGUGGAAUCUAAUAUUGACCUGCGACAUUCAGCAGGGGCGAGUAGACUGAGCAAAAGCAAAAGCCGCGGACAAAGCCAGGAACUAGUUCAUCCAGUCUACUCUCAAAGCCCGGCAUCCGGGGCUCCAAGAUCACGUGACUCGGGCCUAGGCCCAUCACGGAAUGAACUUCGCCGAACGAGCCUUAAUUCUAAACGUAGUUCUAGCCAAGUGACACCUGUAUUGCGGCCGAUGCCAACGCCUCAGCGGCGGGAGUCUGGGUCAUCAAAGGAGCUCAGCCCUUACCACAGGGGUUACGACAGAACCUUGGGAUCUCGUGAUCCUCGUGCUUACGAUUCGGCUUCUUCAGAGUACAGCUCGUCACGUGACGAACUUAUAUCCGCACUAGAAUUUGGAAAAAGACAUAAUCUUGACCAGUAUUAUGGAAUACCAACUUUGGAAACUACGUCUGUAUCUUCAACUACAACGAACAGUAGCGAUCAGGACGGAAUUUGCAAGUUUACAGCCAGUCCCAGACCUUUAGGGGACGGCUGUUAUGCACCCACUCCAGUUCACGCUCCUCCGUUUCACUCAAGAUCAAAAUCGCGCGGAAAUGAGAACUACAUUUAUGUCCUCGAUCCACGACGGCGCGGCGCUGAACGAAGUACUGCUGCUCAGCCUAAUGGUUCGAUGGUUUGACGAAGGUUUGAUGUCGGUAAGGAAGCCGUCGUCAGUUUUUGAUUGUUUUUGGUUUCAAAAUGGCGCCUAUAAGUUGAAUGAAUUGUGGCGUCCAGAUUAAAAGAUACCCCAGAUUUUGGAUCAACAAUUUCAUACAAAGAAAAAAAUUAACUUUCUCUUAAGCUUGGCUGAUAAAAAAUAUGAAAAUUGCCGACAUUUAGUCACGUAGUGUAACAUAGUAGGGCCCUCGAGUGGGGCUGACAGCGAAAAAAUUAAGAAUAAAAAAUAGGUUAUCAAGGAAUGUUAGUUUCAAAGAACGUAUCGGAAAUCACAACUGGAAUCGAACUGAAAAGUUUUGAUCAGCGGUCUCCUGACUAUUCUAAAAUCGCUAUUUUUCCCUCUCAUUGAAAUUCUCAGAACAGACUUAGAUAGCAAAAUCGAACCGAAGAUGAAUUUAAUAGAAAACAGAAAUUAAAACAUGGAUUUCAAAUUAAGGAAAAUAUUCAAAACAACAACAAAAGAAUCAAUGUACAGAAAUCUAAUAUAAUUCACGUGAUAAACAUUCACAGUAGUAUUGUAAAUAUGUAAGUUCACAGUAAAGAUAGCUAUGCAAAGUAUGAAGGUCUAAUAAAAGUGAAACGAGUUACAAAAGAAAUA